This is a messenger RNA of Ambispora leptoticha, 2139 nucleotides long. The record is from the annotation of a GenBank genome assembly. NCBI's taxonomy places the organism in Eukaryota, Fungi, Glomeromycota, Glomeromycetes, Archaeosporales, Ambisporaceae.
AUGAGUUUUAAAAAAAAAGAAUAUAAACUUGAGGAUGGCGGUCUAAUCCUAGAACGUAUACGAGAAUAUUUUAACGUGCCUUUGACCACACCUCCAACAAAACUACCUUUAAAUCAUACUGAUUCUCUUUACGUUGACAUCGCUGCCUAUUUUAAGCUACCACUGGAGAAUGUUUGCUGUAGAAUCACCACAAUUGCUAUUCUUCGAAACCGAGAAGUAUGGGAAAGAUAUCAACAGUUUAAAAACUUGAAAAAGCAAAUGGAAGCAGAGGCUAGAAGCGCUUCAACCUCGGAUUAUACAAGCUGUUUCAAUGAUACGGUCUUAUUUCAUGGUACACAUCCUGAUAAUGUCCAUUCUAUACUCGAACAUGGUUUGGAUAGUCGGUUAUCCAGACAAUUUGGAAAUUGUGGUCCUGCAAUAUAUUUAUCACCGAGUUUUGAAAAAUGUGAUCUUUUUGCAAGUCGCCACAAUAAUGCAGAAAGAUGUUUGAUAGUAUGUGUAACUGCGCUCGGUAAAAUAUAUGACAAUACAAAAUUUCAAGCAGUUGAUCCACAUACAAAAUUUCCGCCAAAAGGAUACGAUAGUGUUAAGCACUACGUUGCAGUCGCUGAUGAAUAUGUUGUUUAUGAAAAAACUCAAGUGUUACCUAUAUUGGUAAUCAAUUAUGAGCGAGAGAACAAAAACUUUCCGGAUCUUACUUCUCAGAUUUCAGUCUUAGGAUACACACAUCCUCCCAGCUUUACGAAUAUGACUUUGCAUAGUCCAUUUUCAGUUUCUAGCUUUGCAAAUUUGCCCGUGAAUAAUCCAUUCGCUAUUGUAAAUAAUCAAUCAAACGCGACAAUGAACAAUUCAUUCUCAACUCUAAAUAAUCAGCCAAAUGUACCUAUGAAUAAUUCAUUCCCAUUUCUGAAUAAUCAAACAAAUGUUUCAUUACCAUCUUCCGGGAAUUCUGGUGGUUUAGGUGGUUUACUCUUUGGAUUACAGUCAACCAAAAGUUUCCUAACCCCUUCAAGCCCAUCAAAUUCACUAACUUACUCUAAUUUUAAUACUGGAAGUCCCCCUUCAAACCCAUCAAAUUCACUAACUUACUCUAAUUUUAAUACUGGAAGUCCUCAAUUCCCAAAAGGAUGGUCUCCUCUACUUGUUGCGCAUUCGUCAGCCUUGCCAUCAUCUAACAAUUCGCCUGCUGAUUACACAAUGCGUAAAGCUCGUACGGCAUUGCAUCAAUGGAUUGCCAAAAUAAACUUGACGAAUGGAAACUCGAAUUUUUCUGGUGCACAACUUGCAGACAAACAAUAUUGGCCAAGUGUAUCAAAAUCAAGGUUUCCAAAUUUGGCAUCAUAUUUAGCUUGGGUAAUGUCAACAAAAGGAGGAACCAUAAGAGAGCUCGAUUCUGAUCUAGUGGAAAUGUUAAGAAAAUUGGAUAGUUGUGAAGGGAUUGUUUAUGCUAGACGUCAUCACGUCGAAUCAACGCGUGCUGUUAAUUGGCACGAAGUAUUAAUACCUGCAAGCGAUCAAAGACUUCAAGAAGCAUAUUCAACUCAUGAAGGAUGCACAAUAUGCGCUGAUUCAAUACUCACCAAUCUCACCCAAGUUUCAGACAUUACACAAAUGAAAAAUUGUCCUCAUGUUUUUCACAAAUCAUGUAUUGAGGCAUGGUUAAGCAUGCCAUCAUCACCAAGAGCAUGUCCUAAUUGCAAAACUCCAUGUCACGAUCCUUUCGCAGCUCCAACUGUUGGACCAAUGCCAGAUGGAGAUAUGGCAUAUAUAUUUAAUGAGACUUUGGGCGCCUGGUUCAUUUGUUAUGGAAUACCAAGUGAUAUCCAGGUCUCAUGCCACCCUUCUCCUGGUAUGCCAUUCAAAGGCACCACUCGAAUUGCAGUAUGUCCUAUAUACUUAAAAUGGGGCCCCUUAUUAUUCAUUCGAUUGGUAGCUGCAUUUUAUUAUCAUCAUACGUUUACAGUAGGAACAUCGCUCACCACUAAUUGUGCUGACUCUACCACUUGGAACGGGAUCCAUCAUAAGACCAUGACUGAUGGUCCGUUUGGAUUCCCGGAUCCAACAUAUGAGGAUCGCGUUUCCCUUGAAUUGGACUCCAAAGGAAUCAUGUUAUUCUUGAGGGACUUAGUACAACAAUAA